AUGCAAAGCCUUUGGCUUUCUUAUGUCGCUCCUCAUAGCCCUAAACUUCUUGAACUGUCAUCGAAACAAUUAGCCAAAAAGAAGAUUUGUAUCAGGCAUUUCGAACAUCAAUAUCUUGAUGGCUUCACGAGGAAAUACCACGGUUAUCCUACUCUACUGACUGAAGAAGAAAUAGCUUGUGGAGUAUCCAGUCAAUCCAUCACUGACUAUUAUGAUCAUACUUACUGUAAAAGAAGGCAAGGUAUGGAAGAAGCAGCUCCUGAAAUAAUUAAAAAGCCAAAAUAUAGUAAAGAAUACAUGCUGGUUAAUUUAGAUGAUUCACAAAAUAGUAAAAGAGAAAAUACUGGAGAGACUUCUGUGUCAGAUGACAUCACCAUGUUGUCAAAGCCAUCAACUUCUCAGCAAAGUUAUGAUGUCCCCAUUUCACGAAAGCCAUCGACAAUUCAACACAGUGAUAAAAACAAAUGUAUUAAGCUUGUAAAAAGUAGACCUCGACUUGUAACCAAUAUUAACAACAUAACUCCAAGAUGUCGAAGGUUGUACUUUAAGUGUAAAGAUAUGAUUAAAAGAAAGAGAUUGUUUACAAGUAAUGAAGAUAACAAACAAAACAUUGCUCAUGCAGAAAUUCUUAGAAAUACCAAAAGUUUUAGAAAAUUAAUAGAAAGUUAG
Parnassius apollo (apollo) is the source of this 669-nucleotide messenger RNA. NCBI's taxonomy places the organism in Eukaryota, Metazoa, Arthropoda, Insecta, Lepidoptera, Papilionidae. The record is from the annotation of a GenBank genome assembly.